Messenger RNA from Emiliania huxleyi CCMP1516, 357 nucleotides. RefSeq lists its product as hypothetical. The transcript has a single exon. Gene Ontology annotation, molecular function: phosphoribosyl-AMP cyclohydrolase activity. Lineage: Eukaryota; Haptophyta; Isochrysidales; Noelaerhabdaceae. Gene Ontology annotation, biological process: L-histidine biosynthetic process. The annotation marks the transcript as partial. The record is from RefSeq and is a predicted model, not a curated record.
CUCGACAAGGUCGCCAGCAAGCACUGUGAUGUGGUGCCGGUCGUCGUGCAGGACUCGCGCUCCGGCGCCGUGCUCAUCUGCGCGUAUGCAAACGAGGCUGCGCUCGAGGCCACCUUCAAGCAGCGCGUGGCCUGCCUCUGGUCAACCUCGCGCAACGAGUUGUGGGUCAAGGGUGCCACGUCUGGCGACACUCUCGACCUCGACGAUGUCUUCAUCAACUGCGAGCAGAACUCGCUCGUCUACAAGGUGACGCCGCGUCGCAAGGGCGCGUGCCAUACCAAGGACCAGUACGGCAACACCCGUGUCAGCUGCUACUACCGCCGCGUGGCGCCGACGGCCAGCGGCUCUCUCCAGCUG